Molecule: messenger RNA, 348 nt
Organism: Alligator mississippiensis (American alligator)
Lineage: Eukaryota; Metazoa; Chordata; Crocodylia; Alligatoridae
Product: taste receptor type 2 member 13-like
Exons: 3
Biological process (GO): G protein-coupled receptor signaling pathway; sensory perception of taste; detection of chemical stimulus involved in sensory perception of bitter taste
Cellular component (GO): membrane
Molecular function (GO): bitter taste receptor activity; G protein-coupled receptor activity
Source: RefSeq, a predicted model, not a curated record
UGCGUGAAAAUUGCAGAUUUCAGCCAACCUUUCUUCAUCCAUCUAAAUCUGCGAAUCACCAGGCAGAUACCAUGCAUUGGAUUUUGUAUGGCUUUCACCAUCUUCAUCAUUUCUGCCCUUCUCUUGCUUUUCUCUCUCUGGAGGCACACCUGGAAGAUGCAACACAGCUUCAGAAACCCCAGCGUGCAAGCCCACAUUCAGGCAGUGAAAAGCAUCAUGUCUUUCUUCAUCAUCAAUCUUCCCAGCUGCAUGAAGCUGGAAACAGUCAUGAGCCGAAUCAGCAAGGAGAAAGGCUUAAAACAGGAAAAUGUGAAUGUCAAGAACUCAAAUCCUAUGUCCCACCUCUAA